AUGGAUCGUUGGACUGGAAAAGUAGCUGUCGUAACCGGAGCAAAUUCCGGAAUGGGCGCAGCAAUUUCAAAGGAUCUUGCAAAAUUGAGCAUGCAAGUGGUUGGUUUAGAUCUUCAGAUCCAAACUAUUCAGGAAAAUGCUCAUAAGAUGAGUAGAUCAAAUGGGGGAGUGAUUUAUCCACGAAUUUGUGAUAUAAGAGAAGAAAAACAAGUAGUUGAUUCAUUUACUUGGAUUUCGGAAAAAUUUGGUGGCGUGGAUGUUCUUGUCAAUUCUGCUGGCAUUAUAAGAAAGAAUAUGCUAACGAAUGUAGGAAAUACAAAUGAUCUUCGCGAUGUAUUAAAAGUCAAUGUACUAGGAUUGUGUUUUUGUACAAGAGAAGCCUUUAAAUCCAUGAAAGAGCGUGAUGUUUCUGGACAUAUAAUUAACAUUAAUAGCAUGGCAGGACAUUCUAUUUUAUCAUUCCCAGGAAUUGCCCCAAUGACAAAUAUUUACGCUGGUUCAAAAUAUUGUCUAACAGCACUUUCUGAAACAUUACGUCAAGAAAUAGCUUUCUUGAAAAACAAAACUAAAGUUACAAGUAUUAGUCCAGGUCUGACAGCAACAAAUAUGACAAGAAACUUCUCAUCUGAUAAAACUAAAAAUAAAAUUACAGAUCGAUUUCCUCAAUUGCUUCCUGAAGAUGUAUCGAAUUGUGUCAAAUUUUGUUUGAGUCUUCCUGAACAUGUUCAGGUGAACGAAAUAAUGGUGAGAGCAGUCGGUGAAAAUAUAUUAUAA
Messenger RNA from Ctenocephalides felis (cat flea), 774 nucleotides. RefSeq names its product farnesol dehydrogenase-like. NCBI's taxonomy places the organism in Eukaryota, Metazoa, Arthropoda, Insecta, Siphonaptera, Pulicidae. The coding region runs from base 1 to 774 and encodes 257 amino acids. The transcript has 6 exons. The record is from RefSeq and is a predicted model, not a curated record.